CGGUGGUAGCGGCACGGCGGAAGGGGCGCGGCGCGGGCGCCAUGGCGGCGGCGGCGCGGCCGCUGGCGCUGCUCACCAGCUGUGCCGCGGGCUUCGCGCCCGAGGAGCUCGUCAAACGUAUCACAGGAAAAGAUGACCUUACCAUGGAUGCAAUAACGAGUGGAAGAGUGAAUUUCUACCCCUGGACGAUAGAUAACAAAUAUUACUCUGCAGACAUCCACCUCUGUGUGGUCCCAAACACAUUCCACGUGACUGGAGAGAUCGCCGAGGCUGUGCAGGCGUUUGUUGUGUACUUUGACAGCACAACAAAAACUGGACUGGAGGGUGUCUCUGAAUGGCUGCCCCUGACAGAAGAGUGGCUGCCAGAAGUGAUGAUCCUGGUUUGUGACAGAGUGUCUGAGAAUGGUGUAAGCAGACAGAAAGCUCAAGAAUGGUGCAUCAAGCAUGGCUUUGAGCUGGUAGAGCUCAGCCCUGAGGAGCUGCCUGAUGAAGAUGACGAUUUCCCCGAAUCCACCGGAGUGAAGCGCAUCGUGCAGGCCCUCAACGCCAACGUCUGGUCCAACGUGCUCAUCAAGGGAGACAGGACCCAGGGCUUUGGUCUGCUCAGCACCUUGGCAGGAGCAAACAGGAGCCGUGGCUGUGAAGAGACCCCGGAGACAGAAUCCAGCCCAUCUCCAGGAGACAGGGAAGAAUCCCAGUCAGAUGGUGGAGAGGAUGGAGCUGGCACACACAGCCUGGAGCCUGACAGUGCUGCAGAUCCCGUGCUGGAUAUGGACAUCCAGGAGCUGGCCAGCCUGACCACGAGGGAUGGGGACCUGGGGAACUUCGAAAGGCUCUUCUCAAAGCUGAAAGAAAUGAAAGACAAAGCUGCCACGCUGCCUCACGAGCAGAGGAAGCUGCACGCAGAGAAGGUGGCCAAAGCCUUCUGGAUGGCGAUUGGAGGAGACAGGGAUGAGAUUGAAGGUCUCUCCUCGGAUGAAGAAAACUGAAUUCCUCUGCAGCUGGAGGUGCCAGAGCAAUCCUGAGGGAAUGAUCCUUCCCUGAAUUAGUGUUCAUUGCCAAAAACCCCUUUUAGCUGUAGCUGCUUCCCUUGGUGACAGCAUUCCCCAUGUUCCACAUUCCACAUCUCCUGGCUCCAGAGUCUGUGUCUGACUGUCCUGCCUCCUCUCCCAGAGGACGCUGGAGGGUGACACGUGUGUGGUUCAAGGAAACAGGGAUGAGUUUACAUUUUUCAAAUGAACAUUUUUAUGAUUUCCUCUCUGGGGCUUAAAUAAACAAAUGUACUCCCAGUUAUCUCUGCACACAGGGCUGGGGCUUGGGAAGUGACUCCUGAAUUCCAAGCUCCAUUUUUCAGCUCUGGGGCUCUUUGAUGGUUUCAUGGAGCUUUUCCCAGUUCAGACUGGUCAGAUUUGGAUGUGCCAUGAGGAGGAGGUUGCUGGGCUGUGCCAGGGCUGGGGGCUCCCUGCUGCCAAGUGCCAAAGCCAUUACACGUGGCCCCGGCCUGGAUUCUGUUUGGAUUUUGCCUGUAGGGAUGGGGCUUCUCUGGAGUGCCAGGUGUUGUCCACACUCCCUGGAUUCCCAGUGAAAUGCCAGAUUGCUGCUGCUGCUCCAGGGUGGAAUUCCCUGCCCAGACCUUGUGCAAGGCCUGGCAGAAUGCAGGGAGCUGUUCUGGGCAGCUCUGUCCUCAGUUCUGCCCUCAGUUCCCCGGCCGUGCUCGGAGCCCAAACUCCUGUGUGUGCCUCGGGCACAGGGCUCAGAAGGAAUUCCUGGUCCCAGAAGGAAUUCCUGGUCCCAGAAGGAAUUCCUGGUCCUGGCUCGGGGCAGAGCCUCUGCAGUGAGGGACAGGGAAGGAAGGUGGAGCCUGGUGAUGCCGCCCUGGCUUCUCUGCCGCAGGCACAGGCAGUGGAUCCGUGGGAAGAGAUCCAACAGAUUCCCACGUGGAAGAAUCUGGCCCCAGGAACUUUUCCUUUUAUCUGAAAAUCCACCCUGUUAAGCACCCUCAGUUAGGAAUUCCAAAAUUAACUUUUCCAAUGUCCCCUAAAUUGCCGAGUCCCAGGGCACGGGUUUGCCAUCGAUUAUUGGAUGGCUUUAAGUUCUGCAGGCACUUUCACAGUGCUCCCUUUUUAAUGAUGAAGCAAAGGUGAAUGUAAAUCAUCCGUUUCUUGGAAUGCUGGGAGUCAUUUCCUCGGUCAAAACUGCAGUGUUUGAGGACAAGAACUGCAGCCUCAUGAGCAGUGUGGGAAGUGUUUCUCAGCUGGAGCCUGAGCAGGAGCUCCCAUGGUGAAACACCUGGUUUGGGAAGAAUUCUGGAAUGCAGAGACACCCAAGGGAGCACCUGCCAGGGACACCUUCCCAAGCAGCUGCUGGGCCUUGCUGGGACUGCACUUCUCCCGUUCUCUACCUCUUUUUCCCAGCACAGAGAGUGCCUCAGACCUGGAGGUGGCUCGUUCCAAGCAGGGAAUGGUUUCCAUGUUGGCUUCUCGGUAGCUGAAGAUUCUUUCUGCCCUUUCCAAAUCUUGGUUGUGCAAUGGUGAUAAAUGGCCAAAGUGCCAAGGGAAUAGAAUGGAGGCAGUGAAGGAAAAAUCGACUUGGGCACUUUAUAAACCCGUUCUUUAGACUUGUGAUAGAGAUGUGACUUUUUAAAUUUAAUGAGAUCUUAUCAGUUAAAACCCGGCACUUUGCUGCCUUUUUAUGAGGUAGCAGCAGCUCAUUCCCAUGCUCAAAACUCUUUUAAACAUGAUUUAUUGUAAAUAUGGGUCUUCUCUGUAGGGGCACAAAUCAUGGAAGCAGGAAGUGUGGCUGGAGACACUGGGAAAUAAUUUAAUGAUCCUUGGAGGUCGUUGUGUUGUGGUUUAAAAUCAAGGUUUAUUUUGUUGGUGGUUAGGUUUUUUGUGGAUUGUUUGGGGUUUUUCUGAAGAGACCCUUUGGUUUUGGCUACAGGAUUUCUUUACAAAAUAAGAAGUGACAGAAUGAAUAAAAGGGGCAUUAGCGGAAAAGCAAA
Molecule: messenger RNA, 3001 nt
Organism: Taeniopygia guttata (zebra finch)
Lineage: Eukaryota; Metazoa; Chordata; Aves; Passeriformes; Estrildidae
Gene: AAGAB
Product: alpha and gamma adaptin binding protein
Source: RefSeq, a predicted model, not a curated record